ACUACGAUGAGAAAUUUACUGUUAAUUUCUGGAAUACUUUUAACACUUCUGAGCACUGCCGCUGGCACCAGUGACAGUUGUCCCGAGUUAUGCGACAAAUCAAAAUGCGAGGAGCCGGUGAUUAGUUGUGACAGCGGUGUAUUUGUAAAAGAUGAGUGUGACUGUUGUGAUGUUUGUCUGCGGUCUCGUAAUCAAAUCUGUGGAGGACUUCAUGCAAGAUUUGGUAAAUGUGAGUCGGGUUUGGAAUGUGUAAAUGAUAACAAUGAAGCUUUCAUGAAUGACGAAGACAGCGACAGGGAAGAGGAAGAAGAUGACGUCAUUGGGGUGUGUCAAG
Messenger RNA from Paramuricea clavata, 334 nucleotides. Lineage: Eukaryota; Metazoa; Cnidaria; Anthozoa; Malacalcyonacea; Plexauridae. The record is from the annotation of a GenBank genome assembly.